Cygnus atratus (black swan) is the source of this 4272-nucleotide messenger RNA. It is a transcript of the gene MXD1, whose product is annotated as MAX dimerization protein 1. The record is from RefSeq and is a predicted model, not a curated record. NCBI's taxonomy places the organism in Eukaryota, Metazoa, Chordata, Aves, Anseriformes, Anatidae. Bases 267 to 746 code for a protein of 159 amino acids. Gene Ontology annotation, biological process: negative regulation of transcription by RNA polymerase II. The transcript has 5 exons. Gene Ontology annotation, molecular function: protein dimerization activity; DNA-binding transcription factor activity, RNA polymerase II-specific; RNA polymerase II cis-regulatory region sequence-specific DNA binding.
GCGGGCGCAUCCAGCUGCUGCUGCGGCCGCCGAGUUCCUGGAGCGGCGGGAGCUCGGGAACGGCUCUGCCCCGGCGGCUCCUCCGGCGGUGCCGGUGGGUCCCGGAGGAGGCUACCGGUGUUAGCGGCGGCUCCUUGCCGGGGUGGCCCCGCCGAGGGGCCGAGCACGGGUACGCCUCGGUGCUGCCCGGCGGAGAGCGGAGAGGGGCCAGGAGGAGGGCGAAGGGCAGGAAGAGCGGAGGGGGAAGCAGGUCGACGCACAACGAGAUGGAGAAGAACAGGCGAGCCCAUCUGCGGUUGUGCUUGGAGAAGCUGAAGGUGCUGGUGCCGCUCGGGCCCGAAACCAGCAAACACACGACCCUGAGUUUACUAAUGAGAGCGAGAUUGCACAUAAAGAAGCUUGAAGACAACGACAGGAAAGCCCUCCACCAAAUCGACCAGCUGCAGCGGGAGCAGCGGCACCUGAGGAGGCAGCUGGAGAAGAUGGGCGCGGAGAGGCUACGAAUGGACAGCAUCGGAUCCACCGUGUCCUCGGAGCGCUCGGACUCGGACAGAGAAGAGAUAGACGUGGACGUGGAGAGCACGGACUCGCUGCCCGCAGACCUCGACUGGAGCAGCAGCAGCAGCCCGAGCGACUCGGACGAAAGAGGGAGCCUGCAGAGCGUGUGCAGCGACGAGGGCUACUCCAGCUCCGGCGUGAAGAGAUUGAAGUUGCAGAGCAAUCAGAAGCCGUGCCCCGCUCUCUAAGGAGCGACUCCCGGAGCUGUUCCGCCCGCCGCUCUCUCCCUGUUGGAUCUCGUUAGGUAGGACACCGGACCCGCACUUCUCCUCGCACGUAAAUCUUGCACCACCGACAGAAAUGAAGCCCGCUUUGCCGAAGUCCCGAAACGGUGCGUGGGGAGCACGCUGCCCUCUGCAGCACGCGUCCCAUUGCAUCCGCUCGCUUCUCUUCCCGUCGGGAAACUCAUCUCGGUGAGACCGCACAUUCCAACCCGACCUCGACGCGCCCGAGAAUAUCGCAGCGGUAACAGCAACGCCAGGAGACCUCGGCUGUUCUUCGUCUUGCUGUUACCGCCCGGUAUUCUGGAUCUGCGUGGUGCGUUUGCCCAGCAAUGCCACGUUCCUAACGAUCAGCAGCAGGGCCCAAACGUGCGUUGUUGGGCAACGAGCCGAAGGGAAACCCAAAGGGAAACCCAGCCUUAGGUAGCUUGGAUCCAGGAGAGGGCAGAGGCAGGUCUGCAAGAGGAGAGUUUCGGCUGCGAGCUGCUGGAGCAUUACUCAGAGGGCUUCGGGUAGGACCCCUUCAGCUUUGACACGUCUCAGAAAUUCCUGUAGUCCCUAAAACCAAAUGGUACGAUCCUCGUCCUGUGCAAUGUCUGACCUCACGCGCUACGGCCGCGUAUUUUACUGUUCUAGGCGAGCGUUCCUAGGACGUCCUUCAUGCUUCUUGUCUCGGGGAUAAUUUUUUCUACCUCGGAGAGAUGAACAAAGAUUAUCUCCAUCCCUUUAGCACAAAAAAAAAUAAGAUGAUGCCUCAGUUGUUUUCUAGAAGCGACGCUUGGCCCUGCUCACACCCCUCUCGUGGAAGCUUAGCAAUAACCGGCGGCCAAGCGCUCGCCUUUCCCAGGACGCGGCUCCUGGCGAGUCCCCACGGGGUGCCGCUGGCGUUAAAGCACUUGGCUGGCCGGUGGGGUUGUUUUUAGGCACUCAAAGAGGCUUCCCAAGGUUUUUGGGGCUUCCCAAAGCUUUUGGUUGCCGCCUCAGAGAGGUAAAACCAAACACGAAGGGAAAGGACAACCCCCUGCCUCGCAAGCCGUGGUUUCCGACCCUGCAAACGCGCUUGGGUCAAAGCUAACCAGAGCACACGUAAAUGUACAUAGACCACGCGAGCUAUAAAUAGUAUUUAUUCCUUUUCUUUGAAACUGGUGUAACGGAGAUACAUUCUGAUGACUUUUAUAGAUGUUCUGGAAUCUUUGUAGAGGUCCGCUAAUGGAGAGAGAGAGAUUUCUUUUGUUUUUUGGCUCGAAACGUUUGAAGCUGUUUCUAUUCCGCCCACCCGGCAAACCUCUGGCGACGAACACCGAGCGCUCGGUGCAGCACGCCGACCUCCUGGCCCCGCGUUCGGCCACGAGCAGCUUUGUGGCUUUGCUCUCCAAGGGCUCCGGAGCUCCUCCAGGCACCAAAACCCAGCCUGCCGUCGUUAAACACUCCUGUGAGACACGCAGUUCCUGAGACUUUGCUUGUCAAGCUGCCAAAAGCCACUAAAACACUCAAAGUGCAAAUGAAUGAACUAGAAGUCGUCUAUUUUUAUUUUAUUUUUUAAUCCCUAAGCUAUUUUUGGAUCAUUUGAACUCUUUGAGAAGCAAGAGGAUGGGAGGCGGGGCUAGUGGAUCGCUAAAAUCUCCGAAGUCUGUGCUCUACUUGUGCGUGCUAGGUUUUGAAAAAGAAAAAAGAGCACGAGAAAUGUUCCUGGAGCAGCUGGAGCUGUCUGACGCCCAGCAGAUUUGCACUGAUCUACGCCUCGUGUAAGCCUUCUGCACUGGGAGAAGUCCGAGUCGUCCCGAGUCCGAGAGCGAGCUCGAAGCGGUCCACUUUAAAAAAGACAAAAAAAAAAACACAUAAAAAGACAAAAAUAAGAGGACAAAAGCCACGAGGCAAGCUGAGAGGCUGCCCUUAGAGGUCUGCCGCCCCGCUGCACAACGGCUUGGGAUCUUUCCAGCUCUUUUUCCCUCCCCCAAAGCGUUGCAGGUGCUGCCUCGGUGCCUCCCAGCCCAGCGCUGCGGCUCCUCCUGCCUUCGGGACGGGAACCACAGCAUUGAGUCUUCGGGAAAGCACCGAGAGAGCAAGAUGCUGUGUUUCACGUUCAGUCAGGCGUACCGAGUCUUAAGGCUUUGACUCUGUAAAUUGGUGUGUGUGUGUUGUGCCUUUUUUGGGUUAACGGCGUUGUUUUGGUGAAAUGCUGUGCGUUUUGUUUCAUUUUCCUUUUUAUUUUUUUUUUCUCCCGCUAUAAAGCAGUAAUUACUUGACCUUUGCACUGUUUGGACGUGCUCCUCUCCAGCUUGACGGCGCCGAAGAGCUCCACCCUUGGAAAACGAUGCACUAAAGUCAAACGGGUGCAAGGCGGAAACCCCGGGCUUUUUCCCCAAAACUCCCGGCGGGGUCCACGCCCGGUCGGCGUGCUCAGCGGCCCCGGUAGCGCCGCUCUCAGUUUUGCCAGCCUUUUUCCUCGAAUUCACACCAGCAUUACUAAGAAAUAAGCUGCAGCAAUUAGAUUUUUGUAGAUUGUUUAAAUAAAAAAAAAAGGGGGCAGCGAGGAGCCGCUCGUGCCCCCCCCCCCCCCCAUGUUUACGAUUGCACAGACGUGUGAGCCCAAACCACGCUUUUUUUUUUUUUGGGGGGGUUGUUUUCCUUGUGGAGGAGCGGAUCCGGCGCAGAUGGCUCUUAUUUUUGGGGAGAGCUCGGAGCUGCUUGCGACGGGCAGAGGAAGGGAUCGGGCAGCGUCCUGCCGCGGUCCUGCCCGCGCCGCUGCUCUUCUCCUGGGCAUUAGCGGCCGCGCGCCGCCCCGGCACCUUGCUCCGUCCCGCAGCACUUCUGCCCCCCCGUAGCAAUAGGUACGGGCUCGGCCUCCCCCCCCGCAGCCCCGUUUUUGUACCCGAUUUCAGGUUUUGACACUGUACUGUAGCGGGAGGAAUUCUGCCUUGGCCACGCUCCCUCUCUGCUCCCCUGGCAGUGCUUGUGGGGUUGCUUCGCUGCCCCAGGUGCCAGCAGCCGGUUUCCCAAAGCACCUGGACCGUCCCCGUGCCCCUUCCCAUCCCACACCCCACAUUUCGGCCAGAAGAAAUUCAGCAGAGGCGUCUCCAUCCCCCUGCUGCACGCCUCGUGAGCCUUCCCGACCCUUUAAGCGGUCUGGGUGUGCUUUUGCUGCCUUUUCUUUGCCCUUUCCCUUUUUUUUUUUUUUUUUUUCCCCCAUUUUGCUUCCAAAUUGCCCCCAAACCAACUCCCCCUUGCCCGGCUUUCUCACCGGCUUUUAUUCCCGGACUGAACGGGGCAGCAGCAGAUGGGAGAAGGCAAAUUUUGGUUCCGGCCGUUCAGCUCCCGGUGUAAAUACCCCGGCGUUCCGCCUCCUGUGUCGAGACCACCCAAUGGUGCUUUUUUAUUACAGUUAGCACAGGCGAUUUUAGGAAGUUUAGAGGUGUUUUAGGAGCGUCUUGCUGUGUAUAUGUAUACUUCUGUAUUGUUUGACUGUUAGACAAUAAAUUAUUUCAUUACCAAA